CAGACGAAUUUCUCUGAAUCGGAUGAAGUUCCCCCUAGGCCUGCGGUCGCGGGAGUGGAGAGUGUCUGGGGAGCGGGCGGCGGCGGCGGCGGCGGCGGGCCGGGGGACUGGCGGCAGGGCGCCUGGCGGGGCGGCACAGCGCGUUUCCAGCCCGCGGCCCGGCCGCCGCGGCUCUCGGCUCGCGCGCGCCCGCCCUCUAUGCCUCUCCCGCGGCAGCGGCUCCCGAGCUCUCCCGUACUGCGCCGGGCCCAGCCCCGGCCGCCCCGGCGCCAGGCAGCUGGCGGGCCCGCGCGCCAUGGAGCAGACGUACGGCGAGGUCAACCAGCUGGGCGGCGUGUUCGUCAACGGACGCCCCCUGCCCAACGCCAUCCGCUUGCGCAUCGUGGAGUUAGCGCAGCUGGGCAUCCGACCCUGUGACAUUAGCCGGCAACUCCGCGUUUCCCAUGGCUGCGUGAGCAAGAUCCUGGCGCGCUACAACGAGACCGGCUCCAUCCUGCCCGGGGCCAUCGGGGGCAGCAAACCCCGAGUCACCACCCCCAACGUGGUCAAGCACAUCCGGGACUACAAGCAGGGCGACCCUGGAAUCUUUGCCUGGGAGAUCCGCGACCGGCUGCUGGCCGACGGCGUCUGCGACAAGUACAACGUGCCCUCGGUGAGCUCCAUCAGCCGCAUCCUGCGCAAUAAGAUUGGCAGCUUGGCGCAGCCCGGGCCCUACGAGGCGAGCAAGCAGCCGCCGCCACAGCCGGCGCUGCCCUACAACCACAUCUAUCAGUACCCUUACCCCAGCCCCGUGUCCCCCAGCGGCGCCAAGAUGGGCAGCCACCACGGGGUCCCGGGCACCGCCGGCCACGUCAGCAUUCCCCGCUCUUGGCCCUCGGCGCACUCGGUCAGCAACAUCCUGGGCAUCCGGACGUUUAUGGAGCAAACAGGGGCCCUGGCCGGGAGCGAAGGCGCCACUUACUCCCCCAAGAUGGAAGACUGGGCCAGCGUGAACCGCACGGCCUUCCCGGCCACCUCGGCAGUGAAUGGGCUAGAUAAACCAGCACUGGAGGCGGACAUUAAAUACACUCAGUCGGCCUCCGGCCUCUCCGCAGUGGGCGGCUUCCUCCCAGCCUGCGCCUACCCGGCCUCCAGCCAGCACGGCGUGUACAGCGCGCCCGCGGGGGGCUACCUGGCCCCAGGCCCGCCCUGGCCGCCCGCACAGGCUCCCCCGCUGGCGUCUCCCGGGGCCAGCCUCACGGUGCACGGUGGGGAGCUCGCAGCAGCGAUGACCUUCAAGCAUCCCAGCCGAGAAGUGGUCGAUCGGAAGCCGCCCAGCCCCGGCGGCAAGGCCCCGGACAGCCUCAGUAGCUUGCACGGACUGCCCAUCCCGGCCUCGACUUCCUAGGGGUAGCGCUGCCCCGAGCCCGAGCCGGGAGCAGGCGGCGGAGCGACCCGCGGACCCGGGCGCGCGACUCGGCCCGGCAGCCGGGGCGGCACCGCAGGACCGGAGGACACGCCGAGGAGGUGCCGGAGCCGGCCCGCGGGGGCACGCCCCGGCAGCCCGCUCCUCCUGGCCCCGCGGCCACACUGAGGUCGUGGGCCAGGGUUUUCAGGCUUUUCUGGACUUGGGCUUUCAACUGUUGUACCCUUGUUCCGACGUGGCCUCCCUCGGCCAGCCUUCCCCUCCUUCUCCCAGGAUUGUUCGGCUCUCUCCCUCCCUCCUCCCCCUGCUCCCCUCUUUCCCUGCUCACCCUCGAGGCUCUUCUUUCUUUUCUUCCUCCUUCCUCCCUACCCUACCUUCCUCUCCUGCCCCGUUUUCUCCUUCCUUCCCCUCGUCCUUUAAUCUUUUCUCCUCUUCAGCGCCCCAGCUUUCCUCUCUCCGCUGUCUCCUGUGCUCCCUUCCUUGUGGUCUAACCUCGUCCACCAUCUUCUCUCUUUGGAGCCUUUAAAGGUCAAUGAUUAUGUUUCUCCACCUCCCUCCUGCUUCCCUGACACCCAGGAGAGCCUCAGACGGUCUCCCCUCCAGCAGCCGGGACCCUUUAGCCUCCAGCCUUAUAUCCCCCAGGCCUGAUGGAGGUGUCUGGAACCUACAAAGAGAGGCCACAACCUUUUAUAUUUUUAUAAUAAUGAACCGGAACAAAACCCCACGAAUUUUCCCCUCCCUCCCCUCUCCCAGGAUAUAUUGCCUGGAAAUCUGUAUGUUCUCAGUGCCCAGUGACUGAACAACAGAAGUUGGGGUAUGGGGAGGGGCUGCUGGGGCCAUUGGCGUUUUCUCUAGUUGGAAAUGUGAGCCCUGGAGGUGUCUCCCCCCCCACCCCCCCUGCAACCUAACCCGAGGGAAUCUGGCGCACGGUAAAUGCAUAAGCACUAUUUCUGGUGUUGGGAGGGACAUUUGUUAAUUUAAAUUACAGACUGCUUCCGGGUACGAAGGUGCAAUCUGGCUUCUGGUUUGCAAGGGAUUGGGGGUCAGAAAACCCCCUGAAAGUAUCUUCUAGAAGGAGACGCAAGAGCUAUUAACUUCUUCCAGGUUCAGGGGCACUGGUGGCGGGACCCUGGACAUAAACUGCAACUUUUAUAGUCAUGAACGUGUCACUGGCGAGAGUCUGGCAUCACCUGUUCAACGCAGAGGCCUUUGAAUAAAGGAGAGCAUCUGAAGGCUUUGUAAGAA
This is a messenger RNA of Myotis daubentonii (Daubenton's bat), 2650 nucleotides long. RefSeq names its product paired box 1 (gene PAX1). Gene Ontology annotation, molecular function: DNA-binding transcription factor activity, RNA polymerase II-specific; RNA polymerase II cis-regulatory region sequence-specific DNA binding. Gene Ontology annotation, biological process: anatomical structure development; regulation of transcription by RNA polymerase II. The record is from RefSeq and is a predicted model, not a curated record. NCBI's taxonomy places the organism in Eukaryota, Metazoa, Chordata, Mammalia, Chiroptera, Vespertilionidae.